AUGGCUCCCGAGCAAUUUCGAAACCCGCCGCAGCGGCCGCCGGUCUUUACAGCUACGGCUGAAUCCAUCCUGGCCGAUGCGAAGAAGAGCACUGACCAGAGCAAGAGCGUUUUGGAUCAAAUCGUUGCCAGCGUGACUCCCGAGACUGCCACCUUCGACAACACUCUGAAGCCCAUCCUCAUUGAUGGCAACGAUUCCUCAGGCCCCCAGAACAUCCUGACCUUUUAUCAACAUGUAUCGACCAACGAGUCCCUCCGUGAAGCUUCCACCAAGGCGGAAGAGCUCUUGAACGAUUUCUAUAUUGAAGCAAAGAUGCGAGAAGAUGUGUUCAAGCUGGUGGACGCGGCCUAUGCCACUCGAGAGUCUCAAAACUUGGACAAAGAGUCGCUCCAUAUCCUAGAGAAGGAACGCCAAAAGUACAUCCGCAACGGCUUGCUUCUUCCACCUGGGGAGAAGAGGGAACGCUUCAAGGAGAUCCAGAAGCGCCUGAGUCAACUCUGCAUCCAGGGCAAGAAGAAUCUCAACGAGGAAAAGGGUGGAGUCUGGUUUACUCCCCAGGAGCUCGAGGGAGUGCCCAAGGAUGAUAUUGAUGUCGACACGCUCGAAAAGGGAACCGGCGAAAACGAAGGAAAAGUGAAGGUCACAUUCAAAUACAACCACUUUACCCCCUUGAGCAAGUAUGCUAUACAUGAAAAUACCAGACGCAGAUAUAUGAUUGCGGAUUCCAACAAGGUAAACAACAAUGUCGAAAUCUUCAAGGAGAUUAUGGUGCUUCGAGAUGAAGCUGCUCGACUUUUAGGCUACCCGAACCAUGCAAGCGUCCGGAUUGAGGAGAAGAUGGCCAAGUCGCCGACCCGCGUCAACGAGUUCUUGGGCGACUUGAGAACUCGCUUGGCCCCUGGAGGUGAGAAGGAAGUCCAGAAACUCACAGAAUACAAGAAGCGAGACUAUGAAGAGCGCGGCAUCCCCUUUGAUGGCAACUUUUAUAUGUGGGACGCCGGUUACUAUACGAGAAUCAUGAAAGAAAAGGAGUACAGCGUAGACGAGGUCGCAAUCUCACAGUACUACCCAGCAGAAUCAACAUUUGCUGGCAUGCUGAAGAUUUUUGAAGAAAUCUUUGGCUUCGUCUUUGUUGAGCUCGGCCCGGAGGAUCGCGCGCGACUGAGCCCCAGUGGAAAAGCUGAAGACAUUUCCUGGCAUGAAGAUGUCAUCAUUUACAGCGUCUGGGAUGAGCCCGCUAAGGGCGGUGAGUUCUGUGGCUACCUAUACCUUGAUCUCUUCCCUAGAGACAACAAGUACGGACACUAUGCAAACUUUGGAAUCGAGCCCGGCUUCCUCACGGUGGAUGGAAAGAGAAGCUACCCUUCAACCUCCCUGGUGUGCAAUUUUAGCAAGCCUACCGCGACCAAGCCGUCGCUGCUCAAGCAUCAUGAAGUCGUCACCUUCUUCCACGAGCUUGGCCACGGCAUCCAUGACCUUGCUGGCCGAUCUCGUUUUAGCUAUACCCAUGGCACUGCCACCGUGGCUGAUUUCGUCGAAGCACCCUCUCAAAUGCUUGAGAACUGGUGCUGGACGCCAAGUGUAUUGAAAUCGCUGUCGAAGCACUGGGAGACUGGAGAAAGCAUCCCCGACGAGCUUGUAGAGAAGCUGGUAAAGACCAAGCAUCUCAAUUCUGCAAUCGGCGCGCUGUCUCAGCUCGUUAUCGGAACUUUUGACAUGACCGUUCAUGGCCCGAAGUCCAAUGAGGAAGCUAAAGAUAUACACUAUGGCAGGCUCUGGAACCAGCUCCGUCACGAUAUCUCGGGCAUCAAGGGCCCGGAGGAUGCCGGUGAAACUAUUGAAUGGGGCAACCGAUAUGCCACCAUCGGUCAUUUCCUCGGCGGUUACGAUGCCGGCUACUAUGGCUACCUCUAUUCUGAAGUCUUCUCGUUGGACAUGUUCCAUUCUUUCUUCAAGAAGAACCCGAUGGAUGGUAAGGAAGGCCGACGAUACCGCCACACCGUGCUGGAACGCGGCGGCAGCAUCGAAGAGAUGGAGUUUUUGAAGGAGUUUUUGGGCAGAGAGCCUAGCACCGAGGCGUUUUACGAAGAGUUGGGCAUUUCUGCCAAAUAA
This is a messenger RNA of Trichoderma harzianum CBS 226.95, 2112 nucleotides long. RefSeq lists its product as hypothetical. Gene Ontology annotation, cellular component: mitochondrial intermembrane space. Lineage: Eukaryota; Fungi; Ascomycota; Sordariomycetes; Hypocreales; Hypocreaceae. Gene Ontology annotation, molecular function: metalloendopeptidase activity. The record is from RefSeq and is a predicted model, not a curated record. Bases 1 to 2112 code for a protein of 703 amino acids. The transcript has 3 exons. Gene Ontology annotation, biological process: peptide metabolic process; proteolysis.